Messenger RNA from Ostrinia nubilalis (European corn borer), 416 nucleotides. It is a transcript of the gene Tbca, whose product is annotated as tubulin-specific chaperone A. Gene Ontology annotation, biological process: post-chaperonin tubulin folding pathway; tubulin complex assembly. The record is from RefSeq and is a predicted model, not a curated record. Gene Ontology annotation, molecular function: beta-tubulin binding. The coding region runs from base 63 to 407 and encodes 114 amino acids. NCBI's taxonomy places the organism in Eukaryota, Metazoa, Arthropoda, Insecta, Lepidoptera, Crambidae. Gene Ontology annotation, cellular component: microtubule cytoskeleton; cytosol. The transcript has 2 exons.
CUGCUGUAAAAAAACAAAAGUGGACGAACGAAGCGAAGCGGCAAUUUAUCUUUGCAAUUGCAAUGGCAGAUCCUAGAAUUCGACAAAUUAAAAUAAAGACGGGUGUAGUGAAGCGCAUCGCCAAGGAGAAAGUGGUGUACGAAAAGGAGGCAGAGCAACAGAAGAAUAGGGUACAAAAGUUGAAGGACGAGGGUAAAGACGAACAUGACAUCAGAAAGCAAGAAGAAGUGCUCCAAGAGUCUCUGAUGAUGGUCCCGGACUGCCAAAGAAGACUUGUCAAAGCAUUUGCAGACUUAAAAAAUACUCUUGAAACAGAACAGGACCUCAAAGAGCACGAAGAUUAUAUUGCUGCACAGCAAGUGUUGAAAGACGCUGAGUGCCAGCUGCCCGAGCCUGUUUCGUCAUAAUUCUAGUUA